UUCCGCUUGACUAAAAGAUGUUCAUAUGUGCAUAUAUGGCUAUCAGAUAACAUAGAUAUAUACAAACACAAUAUACAUAGCCAUAGCCAUAGGCCUACACACAUUGUGUUUGUAUAUAUCUAUGCAUAUAACAUUGUGUUAUGUGAUAUCUAUGGGCCAGUAGUUGGCGUUCGAAAAGGCAUGAAGAUGUUUCCUGCCUUGGUGGCUCUACUUGGUGUUGGAAUCCCGACAUUGUGGUUCAUUUACCGUUUGUUAACUAAACAAAAACUGCGCCAGCUAAAUGGGAAAGUGGUUUUGAUCACAGGGGCUAGCUCAGGUCUCGGUGAAGCUUUGGCAUAUGAAUUCUACUUGGCCGGUUCCAAGGUGAUACUAGGUGCCCGCAGGACCAAUGAACUGCAGCGGGUUAAACAAGAACUUCUUGACCUGAAAUGUGAAACCAAAUAUGAAUUGUAUAAACCAUGUAUUCUUACAUUGGAUUUAUCAGACAUCGCCAGCAUUCCAGAUAAAGUUCUCGAAGCAUCUAAUUACUUUGGUGUCAUUGAUAUCCUAGUGAAUAAUGCUGGGAUUAGUUACCGUGGCGAUGCGCUCUAUACAUCAACUGACGUUGAUAUGCAGCUGAUGACGACGAACUAUCUGGGAACUGCAGCCUUAACAAAAGUGGUUCUGCCGCACAUGAUGAGACAUGGAAAAGGUGAGAUCGUUGUGGUUAGCAGCGUCCAAGGCAAGAUUGCUAUUCCUCAUCGCUCUGCAUAUGCAGCUUCCAAGCAUGCGACUGAGGCUUUCUUUGAAUGCUUGAGAGCUGAGGUUUCGCAUCACAACAUCCACAUAACUAUGGUCAGCCCAGAGUACAUCAGAACCAAUCUUUCACUCAAUGCGCUCACUGCCAGUGGUGCACAGUACGGACAGAUGGAUAAGACAACUGCUGGAGGAAUGGCACCACGCACGGCAGCUCAGCGAAUACUGGAAGCGGUUGCCUGGCAACGUGAUGAUGUCAUCAUUGCUGGCUUUAAGCCAAAGGCUGCUAUCUACCUGAAUUUCCUCUUGCCGAGUUUUUACCGAUAUAUAAUGAAAAAACGUGCCCUGGCAGCGCCUUCCUCAUCUUCAUUGGAAACGCAGUGACGAGACAAGAACCUUGAAUGCAAGUCAAGAAUCAUGUGAAAAUUUGGGAGAUAUCAUAGCUAAUAUAAUAUAUCGGGUCUGUGAUUAUUGGUCUGCCUCUUUAUUGUUAUGUGAUUGGACCUUGAGCACUAAAGUUGACCACCACAAAUUAAUGCUGCGUCAUAAUAGUACAGUAGGUAUGUAUUUGCGUCACUAGGUGGCACUGACUACAACCUAGUGGGCUCGUGGCAAUUUUGUAUUACUAAUGUUUGUGCAUGCAUGCAUAGUGAAUGUGAUGAGUCAUUAUCAGUUACCUAAUUUUAGAACUUUCUUGUACUUAGCAGUCUUAGAUACAGUUCUGAAAGUAUAAAAGUAGAAUAGCUGUAGUUCAAGCAGCCAUUACUAUUAUAUUAUGAUGCUUUAACAUUGUUGUUCACGUAUGACCUUGCUUACUAGAAUAAAUGGUGGUUUGGCCAAACCAAUCGUUGUGUAGCGCCUAUGACACACACCUAAAGCACAAUGACUGAGUGAUAGAUCGAAAGUUGUGUGUGUGUGUGUGUGUGUGUGUGUGCGUGCGUGCGUGCGUGCGUGCGUGCGUGCGUGCGUGCGUGCGUGCGUGCGUGUGUAUAAACGACAUUCCAUGCAGCAUCUCCAAAAUAACCAUGCAUUUAUUUGUGCAUAAUUCUUAUUUCUGGUGCAAGUGUGUGUUUUUAAGCUGUUUGAAUGUUUUUGAACCUACGUUUGACACUCGUGCAUGCAUGUCUACUAUAUACAGUCACUAUAACCAUGUGUGUAUGAUUGAUAAACUAUAAUCUAUGGGUGGGUACCAAAAAACCACUACUUUCCUUAUGUGAUGUGCAUUUUCUAUUGAGUCAAACACCCUGAAUUCGGUGGUGCUAAUAUUCCUAGACUAUCUGAAAUAAUAUAAUCUGCUAGAUACGAGCGUA
Molecule: messenger RNA, 2045 nt
Organism: Priapulus caudatus
Lineage: Eukaryota; Metazoa; Priapulida; Priapulimorpha; Priapulimorphida; Priapulidae
Product: dehydrogenase/reductase SDR family protein 7-like
Exons: 8
Coding region: 181-1119 (312 amino acids)
Cellular component (GO): membrane
Molecular function (GO): oxidoreductase activity
Source: RefSeq, a predicted model, not a curated record